AUGACUGAACCGGAUCAGUGCAUCAUAUGCCUGGAGUCGCUGCAGCACCCCUCGUCGCAGCCAGACAGUGCAAACGGGGCGGGACCAGCAGCAACCGCAACAAAACAGGCAGUCUACCGUACCAUCGACUCAGACAUCGAAAUCCUUGAGGAGUCAGAGUCCAACUUCAUUGCCACUCUCGUUGGCUGUAACCAUGUUGUUCACGAUCAGUGCAUCAGGAGUUGGGCCAAGAACUCAAACACUUGCCCCAUCUGCCGAACGCCUUUCAAUGAGGUCAGUCUAUCAUCUGAGCUCAACGGCCCUCCCGUCGAUUCGUACGCUGUUCAGGACAAGAAGCAAGAGCAGGAGUUCGAUAUUCACAGGUGGCUUGAGGAGAACCCUGAAGACGAAGCCUCAGAGCCAAGUCCCGCCUGCCCCAUUUGCGAGUCUUCAGACCACGAAGAGGUGCUGCUCCUCUGUGACGGUUGCAAUGCCGCCUACCACACACACUGCAUAGGCCUAUCUGGCGUGCCACAAACCGAGUAUUGGUACUGCUUCGAGUGUGCCGACAACAACAACAACAACAACGACACGGGUCGGUCCAGCUCGAGUGAGACUUCGGAUGUCGAAGUGCAGCCGCAGCCUAUUACACAGGCUGCUCGCUCAGCAGCCAACCGGCGAAAUGUGGUUGCACGACGAGGCUUCUUGCGUACCCAGUUGCAAGCCAGGAACGCCAGGCGCGAGGCGAGAUCUCUCGAGUGGCAAGGCGCAUGGGACCGGAUCGCGAGCCGCAUCUACGACGCUACUGACAUUGAUCUCGACAAUCACGAAGACGAAGAUCUUUUCCAGGGUUUCCGCCGAGCCCAGGCGCAGAGAGAGCAGAUCCGCGAGAUCCAAGAGCAGGACGACUGGCAACAGCGCAUGAACAUCGCCAGCCGCCUAGGCGCCAGAGAUAUUUUUGCACAAAACAUCCGCCCGACCGUGGGUCAUCGCCUGGAUGGCGCGCCGGUCGAGCCAGUCCCCCAGCCCGCUCCACCUCCUCCAGAAACGAGAGAGGAACAGCAGGCCUGGGGAGCCCUCGAGAGGGCUCGCGAGGCCGAGACAACCCCCAACACCCGCAAGCGAAAGGCGAGAUCCGUCACGGCUUCCCCUCAGGAGCCUGCCCAAGAGCCCGAGCGCAAGCUCAAGCGACCUCGUACCCGCCGAUUGCCUCUGCAGGGAGAAGCUUCUGGGUCCGCUUCUGCCUCAGCUUCUGGCUCUGCAUCGGGCUCUGGGUCAGGAGCCGGCCCUGUCGCUGCGUCCGCCUCAGCUUCCACUUCUGCAUCUGCGGUCACAUCAUCGCCAGCGCCCACAACCGUAUUGGCCUCGAGGCCUCAGACGAACGGCGCGACCCAACGUGCCCAGUCUCCGACCAGUACCGAGCCUGGUCCAUCGUUCCUGUCGUCGCUACUUAAGGAGGUGGAAAUGAGCACUCCGUCGGACGACGAGACGGUGCGGAAUUAUUUCGGCACUCGUUCUGGUGUCGACCCCUCGUCACCGGUGACAUCCCCCUCACCAUCAUCACGCAACUCUCCACGAGCGCUAUCCCUCACACCGCCACCACACCCCCGCCCUAGUUCGCCUACUUUGUCUCUGAGCUCCUAUGUGGAACCGAGGUUCCCCAAGGCCAACUACUCGCCCACUCGAAACACAGGAGACAGCAGCGACUCCGACAGUCGUUCGACUGGGGCCGAAAUUCGCCAGCCUCGACCACAGCGGCCGAAUCGUCAGCGCCCCAACUUUUCUAGGUCGCAGGAUUCUUCUCCCACGCGACCGGCGGCCAUCCCCUUCGAAACCAAGGAGAGAAUCAGCGGCAUCGUCCGGGCCGCCCUCAAGCCUCAUUGGCGCGCACAAGAGCUCACCUCGGAACAGUACGCAACCAUCAACCGAGAUGUCUCUCGAAAGCUAUACGAAGGCCUUCGCGAUCCCCAAACCUUGGACGAAGACGCCAAGAAAGCAUGGGAGAAGAUCGCUUCCAAGGAGGUGGCCCGUGCAGUGGAGGAACUGAAGGCUUAA
Messenger RNA from Colletotrichum spaethianum, 2034 nucleotides. Its product is annotated as PHD and RING finger domain-containing protein. Gene Ontology annotation, molecular function: zinc ion binding. NCBI's taxonomy places the organism in Eukaryota, Fungi, Ascomycota, Sordariomycetes, Glomerellales, Glomerellaceae. The transcript has 2 exons. The record is from RefSeq and is a predicted model, not a curated record. The coding region runs from base 1 to 2034 and encodes 677 amino acids.